AUGCUACUCGGUGCGCCAGUCAGUUGGGGCAGCAAGAAGCAGCCAAGUGUUUCGUUGUCCACGAGUGAAGCCGAAUACAUCGCACUCAGCUUGGCGAUUCAAGAGGGCAAGUGGAUUCAUCGUCUGCUUUGUGAGAUCGUGAUGGCUGCCAAUGAAGAAGGACCGGAACUCAUGAUUCAUGAAGACAAUCAGUCGUGUAUCAAGAUGACGAAGAACCCAGUCAACCACGGCCGUGCCAAGCACAUUGAUAUCAAGUACCAUCACAUCCGUGAUGAGGUCAAGCGCGGUGAAGUGAAGCUCAAGUACUGUGAAACUGCGGUGAUGUUAGCGGACAUCAUGACGAAGGGACUUCAUGGACCACGCCACAAGGAGAUGACGACGGCUCUCGGGAUUCGUGAGCAUUCGGAUUGA
Peronospora matthiolae is the source of this 411-nucleotide messenger RNA. The record is from the annotation of a GenBank genome assembly. Lineage: Eukaryota; Oomycota; Peronosporomycetes; Peronosporales; Peronosporaceae.